This is a messenger RNA of Drosophila ficusphila, 1529 nucleotides long. RefSeq names its product lipid storage droplets surface-binding protein 1 (gene Lsd-1). Gene Ontology annotation, cellular component: cytosol; lipid droplet. The transcript is spliced from 8 exons. Lineage: Eukaryota; Metazoa; Arthropoda; Insecta; Diptera; Drosophilidae. Gene Ontology annotation, biological process: positive regulation of triglyceride storage; lipid storage. The coding region runs from base 96 to 1382 and encodes 428 amino acids. The record is from RefSeq and is a predicted model, not a curated record.
AGCUCGAUCGGAGGCCUGCCAGUUUCAAUUGAGCCGGUGCCAGCAACAGUUCUCUUAGUGAUUUCGAUUCCAAAUCCCCCAGUAAAACCAUACAAAUGGCAACUGCAACCAGCGGCAGUGGACUCCAUCUGGAGGCCAUCGAUCGCAUCGGAUCCAUUCCCUUGGUGGAGUCCAGCGUGAAGCGAGUGGAGACCAUCUACGACAAAGUCAAGAACAACAAUAGGCUAUUCUCCUGGUACUUUGAGACUGCCGAGGCCACCAUCUCAGCGGCCUACGAUACCGUCCAGCCGGCGGUGAAGCUAUUCGAGCCUUCAAUCCGACGACUGGACACUGUGAUGUGCAAGAGCCUUGACAUCCUGGAGCAAAGAAUACCACUGGUCUACCUGCCACCCGAAAUGAUGUACUGGAACACCAAGGAGUACAUGUCGGAUCACCUGGUGCGUCCGGUCCUCAAGCGCGCUGAUUCCGUCAAGCAGAUCGGAAACGCGGUGCUUGAGAGUCCGCUGACCACCUACGCCGCCGAUCGCAUCGAUGGCGCCUUCACAGUCGGCGACAAGUUCGUGGACAAGUACCUGGUGCCCAUCCAAACGGACCAGGAUCAGACCGAUGUUCAAAAAUUGAUUUCGACCCUGGAUGGUCAUAUUCGACCACACAUAACGCGAAUCUUUGGCCAAAAAACUCCGCAGGAGGAUGAUAACGAGGCGGUACCCAAUGAACGGGGCGCCCUCAAGGCGAUCCAUCACGGUCAACGAUUCUCCCGCAAACUGAAGCGCCGACUCACCCAAAGAACCAUCGCAGAGGCGCGCGCCCUUAAGAAACAGAGCAAGGAGGCGAUCCAUGUGCUCAUCUAUGCCGCCGAACUGAUUGCCACCGAUCCCAAGCAGGCUGUUCAAAAGGCCAAGGAACUGUGGGUGUAUCUCAGUGCAGAUGAGCCCGAAAAUCAGGCCAGACCCGCCACUCUGGAGCAGUUGAUAGUGCUCCUUACCCGUGAAUCGGCCAGACGAGUGGUGCAUCUAGUGAACUUCAGUGCCAAUGUGGCGGCCAAUAUUCCCAGAAACCUGGCGCACACGACCACAGAAGUGGCCCACCAAAUCGUGUACAUCAACAACCGCAUUAUCACAAUAUCCGGUCUGGAAAAGGUGAAGUCCUUAUCCAAGGAAGAAGCUGAAUCUCUCUUCAAGCGCAUGCUGGCCUUCUACGGCAGUCUGCAGGGUCUGACAAACGCCUACCUGGAACGCGUUGCAAGCUUUCUUUCCGGACGCAUGGAAGCCGAGAAGGUGACGGGCAGUGAUAGUUCGAAUUCAAACCACAGGUCUUCGCGGAGAAGGCAGGAGCCGAACCAUUACCCAGCCGCCCACAAUAACAUCAACGGCGUCUACUAGCAUUGAAUUCUUUAUUGCGAUCGUAUUCUUAUUUCUUAUGAUAGAGUUCUGUUUCUCCGUACACAUACGGAAAACUCAGUAAACGAUAUUGUACAUCUUUUUUUACACAACGCAUUUGCUAAUAAUAUACAUAAGAUCAAUAUCAUA